Laccaria bicolor S238N-H82 is the source of this 1362-nucleotide messenger RNA. RefSeq lists its product as uncharacterized. Bases 1 to 1362 code for a protein of 453 amino acids. Gene Ontology annotation, biological process: adenylate cyclase-modulating G protein-coupled receptor signaling pathway. The transcript is spliced from 10 exons. Gene Ontology annotation, molecular function: guanyl nucleotide binding; G protein-coupled receptor binding; G-protein beta/gamma-subunit complex binding. Lineage: Eukaryota; Fungi; Basidiomycota; Agaricomycetes; Agaricales; Hydnangiaceae. The record is from RefSeq and is a predicted model, not a curated record. Gene Ontology annotation, cellular component: heterotrimeric G-protein complex.
AUGUUGCAACUCAAGGCCAUGUUGGACGAGGAGGAACAAGUCACGAGCACCGUGCGCAUGCUGAUUGUCGAACGCGACUACUCUGCAUUGUUUGAGGAGGUUCUCUACAAAAACAGCACUCCGUCAACCCAACCUCCAUGUACCCUCCUAGUUCUCAAAGAGAGCAAAUACGAAGAACACAGCCGUAUACACUCGUUCCCCGUGUGGGCAUGCCAGGAUCAUCCCAUCUCCGCCGCCCUCAAACUUUCACCCAUGGAGACGGAGGCAGAGCGUACGUCCCGUCUGUACGCAGAAGCCGAGGCGAAACGGGUUUCUGAGCAAAUCGACGACGACCUGCGGGAGGAGCGGGAGCGAUUGAAGAAGAAGAAGAAGGGCGACGUCAAGCUUCUUCUCCUUGGUCAAGCCGAGAGCGGGAAAUCGACGCUUCAGAAACAGUUCCAGCUCAUGUAUAAACCCACUUCGAUGGUCCAAGAACGCGCAUCUUGGACAGCGGUCAUCUACUUCAACGUCGUUCAUUCAUUAAAACACAUCCUAGCUACGCUUGAAGCUUGGGACGACACUCUCGACGAAGACGCCGAGGCGCAACCUACAUCGACGGACGAUUCACAGUCUAUCAUACCAAAGAAGGCUCGCGGGAACGGUAUCGCAGAUCAGCCGUCACCAUCUACUUCUCUCUUGACGGGCAGCAUCAUCCAAGGAUCACCAAGUUCCCUGAUGCCGUCGGAGGCCGGCGGCUCACACUCCCAUUCGAUGAAAGAGGGCGGCGCCCUUCAGAUAGCCAACCUUCGACGCAGGUUGUUCCCAUUGGUAGCUGCGGACGCGCAGCUCGCGGACAGGCUCAGUGGUGGAAUCUCGGUGUCUGGUUCUGGUAAGGGCGGCGUCUUUGUGCAUAGUGGUUGGCAGGCCCGCACGAUCGAGAAUGCUCUAGGAAGGAUCAAACAAAAACGCCGUUCGGCCGAAAGCGAAAAGAAGACUCGACGUUGGGCGAAUGUUGGAGCUCUCCGUUUAGGAUAUCCGGGAGUUGUGGCAUCAUCCCACUGUCAAGGGGUUAAUCGCCAACGGAAACGGAAACUUGAUGAAUGGUCCGAGUUUUUUCUUAAGAACAUCAUGCGUGUCGCGUCGCCGGACUACGUUCCAAGUAUAGGUAACGUAGCUCUUCUUAGCCUCAAUAAGGAAGGCCCCUGGCUACACUCUCAGCUCAUACUCUCAAACUCCAUGGGCCUCCAUGAUUUUCGUGAAGAUGUCGAUCAGCAACGAAAUAUUGAGCAUUUUGAAGAACCAAAGCGUGUUGAAUUCUUGUGCGAUUCCGGUUACGAUACGCGUUUCAUGAACCCUGCGAUGUUUCAGCACCCAAGGUCAUGA